UGGCGAAAUGGUAGAACUUGAUACAUCUAUUUUGCGUUCGAUAUUAUCAAUUUUGUAACUAAAAAAAUGCUAUGUUGAAAAUAUUCGUGCAAUAUUUGUAGGUGUAUAAUAUAAGAGAUAUAAUAAUAUUGUAUUGAUUUCAAUGAAACUGGGUGGCUGGAUUGAAUUUCAGUUUUGGGAUUUCAUGAGCUGUUUUAAAUUUAUAAGUAUAUACACAAAGUCAAAUAAUGAAUAAUUGCGGGGGAGGUGUCGGUGGUGGCAUUGCUACCGGGGGUGGAGCCUAUGAUACUAAAAUAGCAGGACUUUAUGACUUGCUGGACACUCUUGGCUCAGGACAUUUUGCUGUAGUGAAACUGGCAAGACAUGUAUUUACUGGUGAAAAGGUUGCUGUGAAAGUUAUAGAUAAAAGCAAGCUAGAUGAUGUCUCGAAAUCACAUUUAUUCCAGGAAGUCAGAUGCAUGAAAUUAGUUCAACAUCCAAAUGUAGUAAGACUCUAUGAAGUCAUUGAUACCCAAACAAAGUUAUACCUGAUCUUAGAAUUAGGUGAUGGUGGUGAUUUAUAUGACUAUAUCAUGAGGCAUGAAUCAGGACUCUCAGAAUCUCUGGCUCGUGAUUACUUUCGUCAAAUAGUCCGCGCUAUCUCAUAUUGUCACAGGUUACAUGUGGUUCACCGAGAUUUGAAACCUGAGAAUGUUGUUUUUUUUGAAAAAUUAGGAAUAGUGAAAUUGACUGACUUUGGUUUUAGUAAUAAAUUUUGUCCUGGACAAAAGUUAGAGACGUCAUGUGGUUCUUUGGCUUACUCUGCUCCUGAGAUUUUAUUGGGUGAUUCAUAUGAUGCUCCUGCUGUUGAUGUGUGGUCACUCGGGGUUAUAUUGUACAUGUUAGUGUGUGGACAAGCACCCUUCCAAGAGGCCAAUGAUAGUGAAACACUGACUAUGAUUAUGGAUUGUAAAUACACCAUACCAACACAUGUUUCAAAUUCCUGUAAAAGGCUUAUAGGUAGAAUGCUAAUAAGGGAACCAGAAAAGCGUGCAACUUUGUCUGAAAUAGCAUCCGAUCCAUGGGUCACUGCAGGGGAAGGUGUGACUGUACAAGACUUUGAUACUCCACUAGUUGCCAAACAAGAUUUGACUGAAGAAGAUCGCACUGCAAUUUUACAGAGAAUGGUCAAUGGUGCCAUUGGAACAAAAGAACAUAUUCUUGAACAAUUAGAAAAGAACGAGUAUAACCACAUAACAGCUACUUAUUAUUUACUGGCAGAAAGAAAGUUGAGAUCCAAAAGGCAAGAAGCAAGACAGUCGGCCCGCAGACCAGAAGUGCUGGGUGUGUCAAGGACAAAUAAAAGUUUAUUGGCGCCACCACAAAUACCUGCUGCACCACGAACACCACAGGAUGUGCCACCCCGUUCACGCAAAUGCAGCAUCGUGCGUGAAGAAGAAGAUGAUGAAGAAGGUGCUGGUGCCGCCGCCACCCGCUCCGGGGACGCACGACGCGGCUCGCGGUCCGAGGGGCGUCUCCACCUCGCACGGCCUGCACUAUUAGCAGACAACCUCACUAAGGUGAACCUGGAUGAGGGUGGAAGCGAAGGUGCUUGCGGUGUGACUAUAGCCGUAGCGGAUGUCGGUCGUCGAGCGCCCGCGCCGCCAGCGCCGGCCCGUCGGCAGAGACUCGAUUGUCGUCGACGACGAGCCCGCGCUGGUUCGUGUUCGUCCUCGGACCUGUCCGACGACGACUCCGAGAAGAAGAAGCGGGCCGGGGAGCAGACCGCCGCGCCCGGGGAGCGAGCGAGACGCGACUCACACGAUGACUCCAGUGACAGUCAGGAACGAGGCGCAGCACGACGAGCAGCUCCCGCCCCUCACCCCACACCACCCGCAGCUACAACAGCGCACGGAGGUAAUUCGUCCGGUGGCAGCAGUGGUGGUGGUGGGGGUGGGGGAGGGGGUGGCGCGGCGGGUGAUGCACGCGGCGCGGCGGGGAGUACCGGUGGUCGACGUAGGAGGGCCGCGCGCAAAGAGAGUAGAUUAAGAGAAUCGCGUUCACUCAAUCGCAUAGCUGAAGUGGAGGAGGCGAGCUCGACACGGUGGGCAGGCGGUGGUCUAGUGGCUCUAUGCGGUAGACCUCUAUUACGUCUCCUGGCAGCCGCUCGACCACCGCCCUCCGCACGCCGGCUGCAUGGUCUAUGCUGAGUAUCCUAUUUUUCUCCCCUAAGACUUUAAAAUCAAGUCUCGAUAUAUUUCCCCAUCCAUAACACUUUCUGUCAUUGUUGUUAAUUUAUCACUUAUGUCUUAUGAUCUGAACGAGUUAUGACUGAUGAUAUUGCAUAUUAAAUAAUAUGUUAUCCCUCUCGACUGUCAUAACAUAUCGAGCUGGGAUGUUUGUAAUGAAUCUUCUAUAACAUUAUCAUUUCAGUUCGUUGAUUAUUUGAAUUUACACAUUUAAGUAUACUUAUAUACAAUUUUAUUAUAUUUAUUUCACAUAUAUACUUACACCCAGACAGGUAUAAAUUAAAUGUACGAACAAACUUUAGCUAUAAACUCCACUUGCUCUUCAACAGCCUAUUUGUUAUGAGUACAUAUAAGACCCUGACACUAUAAUCAUGUAUGUACGAGCAAUGACAUAUUUAUAUAUCUCAUUGAAUAUGUCAACAUAAUAUAUGUUGUCUGUAAAUGUUCUUAAAAUGAUUAUAUAAUAUAAGUAUAAUAUGGUUGCCCCUUAUAUCGCCAAAUAAUUAUACUGGUAGUUUUAGACAUCUUUUAUAUAAACCUUAUUACUUUCAAACAUUUUUAAAAAGAAAAGUUAACUUUGUAACAUGCAAGGGGCCAUUCUAUCUUUGAUAUGUUUCGAUUCAAACAAUGUAAUGCAUUUAUAAUGUCUAUAAAUAAUAUUAGGUCAACAGGGUCAGAAUUCAGUUGAUGGGUACUCACUUUAAAUGACCUAAGAGUUUCAAUAGGUUUGGUGAAGUGAAUGAGAACUGAAUUUUAUAAAAAAAAUAAAUAAACGGGGCUUGAAAAUAAAUGUACUAAAAAUGCCAAUAAAAGUUCCAGUACUCCUAUUAUAUAUUAAAUAGCACUAAAUUAUUAAUUAUAAUAUAUGUUACACAGGUUUUGUGGAAAAUUGGAUGUUAGUUUACAAUUUAUCAUAUUAUUAAUUUACUGUUAUUGAGAUAGUUAUUGUCCGUGUAUUCGAUAUGUGGUUUCCUCACUCUUGAACCCCUCUUAGUGCUGAUUUCAUUAGCAAUGUGGUGCCUUAGUAUUCUUUGAUGCUUUAUUAUAGAUAAUUUAUCAGUGUUCAAUUUGAAGGGACAUUUGUAUGUUAUAUAUUAUUUUUUUUCUGUCAGAACAAAUUAAAUACAUAUGUAUAUAUUAUUUAAGUGCCAACAAUAACAGUAAUAGGGAAAUAAUUUAAAAGAAAUGUUACAUUUAUAAAUUUGAAAAAAAAACUGAAAUACAAAUAUCUGUUCUGUAUUUUAAUUAAUUAUCUUGUAACGUUCAUGGGCGAGCGUCUCUCAUAAACAAUUUACAUGACUGACAAUAUGAAGCAAUAACUAAUACCAAAUGAUUCCAGUACUGUUAAAAACUAUUCCAAGGACACUGCAAUGGUGACGUUAAAAAAUUGUUGUGCUGCUUUGGUGCUGAGGCAUAUAGUAGUUUGAGAAAUUACUACAUAUUUUUUAAGUUAAAACUUCUAUCAUAGAACAUAAUCACUACUGCAGUAGAGAAACAUGAGUCAGUACUUCUUUUACAAUAAAUAAUCAGUCUAUAUAGAAGUUAAGUGUAACAAUCAAUUUAUUUGCCAAUUCGAUUAACACAAACAGUUGCCAGUGUAGCGUAGGUAAGUACCGAAGUAUGUAUAUCAUGAAGUUGUUUUUAAUUAUUUGUAGUGAUUAAUAUGCAAUUGAAAAUUUAUUGUUACAUGUUGUCUAUUAAAAAAAUAUUUAUGUACAUAUUUAUUUUAAUUGUAAAUAAUAGUCUAUAUAACAUAUUAUAUGGAAAAUGUAAGCUGACUUGGAUUUUUUUUUUUUUAUAUAUAGGUUUUAUUUUAAAUGUUGACUACAGGCUCUAAUGUGCAAACAUUGUUCCGUGCACACCGCAACAAACUUUGCGAAAUAUUUGUACCAAAGAGUAGUGAUUCGUUUAUUUAGCUGUCUCGAGCCGAACGCCGGUAUGGCCAAUCAGUAUUUCAAACAACAUUUCGUUCUAUUGUCGCUAUGGGCGCUUAUACGUGUAACCAUUAUUGUAUAGUCUUUGUGUUAUUAAAUUUCCGAACUGUAUUGUUUUUUUUUUUUUAUUUGUAACUAAAGUUCAGGUCACGGAUGCCUUUGAAUGUUUUUGUUUCAACUUAACGAACAGCAACCAUAGCCCCAGUUUCCUCUUAAUUCUCUUAUGUUUUUGAACUUUUCCGUCCCCAAAUCUUUUUGUGGACUAUUGUCAUGGAAAUUGUAUACAUUUAUUUUUUUAUUUAUAAUUAUAUAGAUCUAUUAUUAUUUCGCACUAAGUGUUAGUGUUGAUUUGUAAAGCAUAAUGCCAUUAAGUACAAACUGUAAUGGUGUGUAAAUAGCUACCUUAACAUUUACAAUUCCAUAUAUUCAUAUAUGUUAAAAGGAUCUGUAUUCUCAAUUACUUCAUAUGAACCGGAUAUGUUGACUUUUAUAUCAACAUAAAUAUUCUUAUUGUCAUUUCACAAACUUUACAAAUACAUCUCAUACUUCAACUGUAAUUGCAUGUGUCAUAUUUUUUAAUUUGUAUCUUGUAAAAUUAUAAAAAUUCUCACUAUAAACACUGGAUAGAAUUUUUAUCACAACAUAACCAAUUUAUAUCCCGCUCGGAUAAUUUUACAUGUAUUAAUUAAUUUUAGUUGACCUGGAAUAAUUUUAUUUAAACUAAUUACCAGAUAAGGAAUAAAUUUAUUUGUGUAUUUAUAUUUAAACGAUUAUUUUAUUUGCUUAUGUAUUGCAUCGUAUUUGUGAGGAUUUAGUUCUAACAUAUUUUUCAAAGAUUGUGGGAGUGGUAUGUUGUGUUUAUUUAAUUUUAAUCGAUAUCAUAGUAAAACUACGUAAAUUUCAGCACUUUGUCCGUUCUUCAGACAUUUAAAUUGUAGUAAUCUGUAGAAUAUUGACGAGUCUAUUCUAUUCGAGAUAUUUAAAUAUGAUCAAUAUGAUGUAUGUGUAGUUGUUACAUUUAUUUUAUUACGCUAUUUAUGUGUAUAGAACUACGAUUAUAAAAUCGACUUAAAGGUCAGAGCUUGAAGCUUUGUGUAAAACAUCAUUAUAAACAUUCUUCCCUCCGUAAAGUAGGUUAGUGCUAUACAAGAAAAUAAAAUUUUUAUGAGUUUAUUAAACACGCCUCAUUUAAUAUUUUUGUAUAUUUUCUUACUGUGUACAGUUAUAAUACUAUAAGCCAUAUUGAGUAAUAAUUAAAUAAUAAAUUAAUUGAGUAUUUUAAUUAAUGUUAGGUCCAUUUUAUAUUGUCCUCAUUGAAUUACCGGAAAUAUGAUUUACAUAUUAAAAGGGCAACACUGUAAUGCCAGUUUUAAUUUUUUUUAUCUAGCUUUGAUUACAAUUUGAUGUGUCUAUAUAUUUAAUAAUCGGAAUAAUUAUCAGAACUUCUAAUAAAUGUGUACCUGGCCGUAUGUAUGUUGGCGCGUACUACUAAGCUUCUAGUAGUUGUCGAAAUAAUGUGAAAUAAUAGUUGGAAUUAUCUGCCUGUAUUAAUAUUAAAUAUUUCAAUGAGUUU
Danaus plexippus (monarch butterfly) is the source of this 5735-nucleotide messenger RNA. It is a transcript of the gene Snrk, whose product is annotated as SNF-related serine/threonine-protein kinase. Gene Ontology annotation, cellular component: cytoplasm. Gene Ontology annotation, molecular function: protein serine/threonine kinase activity; tau-protein kinase activity; ATP binding. NCBI's taxonomy places the organism in Eukaryota, Metazoa, Arthropoda, Insecta, Lepidoptera, Nymphalidae. The record is from RefSeq and is a predicted model, not a curated record. The coding region runs from base 228 to 2189 and encodes 653 amino acids. The transcript has 10 exons. Gene Ontology annotation, biological process: intracellular signal transduction; protein phosphorylation; microtubule cytoskeleton organization.